Molecule: messenger RNA, 2205 nt
Organism: Portunus trituberculatus (swimming crab)
Lineage: Eukaryota; Metazoa; Arthropoda; Malacostraca; Decapoda; Portunidae
Product: WSC domain-containing protein 2-like
Exons: 10
Coding region: 375-1787 (470 amino acids)
Molecular function (GO): sulfotransferase activity
Source: RefSeq, a predicted model, not a curated record
CAGGGAGCUUGAGGGAGGAGCGCUGCAGUCUGCCGCAGUGUGUGGCAAGGAGCCGGCCAGUACGCACCACAUCCUGCCCUCACCCCGUCGACACCACCUUCAGGCACUGCUCUCACGCCUAAUCCCGUCCCGCCAGUGUGUGCCACUUGGCCCUGGCGUUCUUGCAGCCACACCUAACCUUGCCACGGCCGUCCCAGAGCACGUGCCGCCUUAUGCUCUACAGGUGCUCCCCUACACCCAAACUUGGCCGGAAUAAGCAUGUGAAUCUGAAUGCAUGAAGACACGAGGCUGAGAACUAAGUGACGCACACACGCGAGAGAUGACAGCUCCAGGGUGAGGCACUGCAGACACAGGGACACUCAGCAACCAGCAAGAUGCACCUGUUCCUCAAGACGCUGUACAUGCUGACGGUGAUGGUGACGACGGCGAUGAUGAUGGUGGUGGUGCUGCUCUCCACGCCCGACUUGCACGCCAGACUCACUACCAACGGCAUGUACCAACGCACCGAUCUCGCCUACAGCCAGAUGGUCAUCCAAAGCCUUGAUAAUCCUGGCGUGUACGUGGCUGAGGUGACGAGCGAUGUGCAGGAAGAGGACGGGGACGAGGGAGGGGAUGCAGAAGGACACAGGGAAGAAGGGGACCACCAGAGGAGCCCUGUGAAGCGAGAGGCAGCUUGGGAUUACGCAGGAAACAAUACAGGACACCUCAAGAUCCUGUUGGACUACGGUAGGCCGCAACAUGAGCCGUGGCCAGGCAGGAUGGGCUGCUCAGGCCUCCGUGUUGCCUUCGCCCGCCGCCGCACACUACCUAGGACUGCCCUUGCCUCCUUUCCCGGCUCAGGCAACACGUGGCUCAGAUAUCUGAUCCAAGGUGCCACGGGACUCUUCACCGGCUCCGUGUAUCUGGACCGAGAGCUUGCCACAAAGGGGUUUUACGGUGAGAACGAGACUCCAGAGUGUGGGUGUACAGUGGCGGUGAAGACCCACGGCUACUGCUUGGCAGGGGUGCCGGCGACCAGGGAGGAGCGUGAGAAGGAUAUCGGGCGGUUCUUUGGGCGUGGUCUCUUGCUACUCCGAAAUCCGUACGACACCCUCAUCGCUUACCGUAACUACCUGACGGCGGGACACCUUGGCGUGGCGGGCCCGGAUGCCUUCAGGGGCACAGUGAAUGUCCCUGCAGAUUGGGAGCAGUUCGUGCGAGGCCAGGCUGAGAUGUGGAAGACCUAUGCACUGGACUGGCUGACGCAAGGCAGGAAUGUACUGGUGGUGCACUACGAGAAGCUUCUACAGGAUUCCAAACGGGAGCUUCUUCGUAUCCUUCACUUCUUGCGUGUGAGGCCCAAUCAGAGACGGGUGAAAUGUACACUUCAGUACCUCGACGGAUCCUUCAGGAGGCCCACGCCCGACAACGUGUCUUACAGGCUGCAAGACCCUUUCAGCGCGGCGCUUCACGACGUGGUGGAAGCUGCAAUGAAGGAAAUAGACGCCACUUUAUUAAAACAAGGACGACCAUUACUACCUGAGAGCUUAUACAGCUAUCACCACCAUCACCAUCAUCAUCAUCACCAUAGCCACCACCAUCACCACAACAACACCUCACAAGUUCACGACCAUGCCAAGCAGCUCACGAACCACAGGAACAUGCAUGACAGGAGUGCCGUCAGUCGUCAAAGGGGCCGGUAUGGCGAGAAUACCGUUGCCAGUGUUGCUGUAUCGAAGGGCGGUGAGGAUGACGGAGGCCCUCACUCGAAUGUAUUACAGUUGAGUCCGUGGAUAAAAGGACGAUGAGCAUGUGACGAGGCAUUAGCGGUACUCCACUGCAUGUUAUUCAUGUAGGGUAAAGUAUAAUGUAUAUUUGGAGAGAGAGAGAGAGAGAGAGAGAGAGAGAGAGAGAGAGAGAGCAUAUAUAGGUAUACGAAGGAUAAAAAGUAAGACAACUCCUUGAGCGCGUCCUUAUUGAAGGUUUGUUUCUUGAACAGUACUGGCUAUGAACCAUGUACAGCCUCGCUACGUUCCCUUCACGUCCUUGGCACCCUCAAUCUACGCCCACACAGGAUCCACACAUUCCGGCCAAAAACAGAGAUCGCAUUCUCAAAACAUUUUGCGUCUCAUCUCAACUACUUAGAGCAGGCUAUAGUAGAGGUUGCUGAAGUUUUCGUCUUUGUUAAAUGCAAUUGUUAAGAUGUUAUAAAGCUUGAGAAUUUGA